Molecule: messenger RNA, 1059 nt
Organism: Suillus subaureus
Lineage: Eukaryota; Fungi; Basidiomycota; Agaricomycetes; Boletales; Suillaceae
Exons: 4
Coding region: 1-1059 (352 amino acids)
Biological process (GO): DNA integration; DNA recombination
Molecular function (GO): DNA binding
Source: RefSeq, a predicted model, not a curated record
AUGCAAGAGAACGACCUCUAUCGUGAAUUCAUGAGGGGAGUGGACGUCCAAGCCACCACAGAUGAAUUCUGGGCAGGUGUUGCCUCCACCCCCUCAGCAUUACAUGAAUCUGUUGCACAAUCACUCCAAGUAUCUCGUCCUCAUACCUCUUGUUUCUGGCCUGGCUCCUUCAUCAUUCCUUCACAUCACUGUCCACCCGUCAUCGCUAGCGAUAGACUGCUCAUGUGCAAUUAUGGAGCAGGCCUUCUGUGUUUCAUGCAAUUUUGUGAUUCUAUCAACAUUCCAGAACAUGAUCAUAGGCCUGCUUCAGAAGUUCUCGUUGUGCAAUUUGCAGCAGCGCAUGCGGGCUCUGCCUCUGCAAAGACUCUUAACAACUGGUUAUGUGGUUUACAGUUUUGGCACAUCGUUAACGGUGCUCCUUGGUCCUCAGCCUCCUUGCUCCAUCACACUCGUAGAGGCUUCUCAAAGAUGGUUCCCCAUCCACACAUCAAGCAAAAUCUUGGGACUUUUCAACCCUCUCAAACAUGUCGUUCGCUCAAUUCUCCCACUUCGCAUCAACACCUUAACAAACUCUACAUGUCUGUUUCCAUCCACAUCCCCUGGACAAAGACCACCAAAGAGGUUGGUGCAGACAUCUCCAUCACUGCAUGUCCACAUCAAACAUGUCCACUCACCGCUUUGGAGCAUCAUCUAGCUGUCAACACCUCCAUUCUCAACAUCUCCCCCCUCUUCUCCUACAAAGACACAUCCACAGACGGCUGGGUCCCUCUGCAUUGUAGUGAGGUUUGGGAAGCACAAGGAUCUCUUGCCUUGCCAGGGCAUGCAUUUUGUAUAGGCGGUGCUACUGAGCUUCUGCUAGAGGGUAUACAUCCGGACAUUGUUGCUACGCAAGGCCGCUGGAAUUCCCGUUCCUUUCUGGAGUACUGGCGUCGCAUUGAGACCAUUUUGCCACUCUUUUUGUCAUCCUCUUUCAACACACAGCGUAUCACUGAUUUAGAUUCAGUCAUGAAUUCUUUUGCUCAACAUCAUCAUCUUCCACAUUCGGCCACAUCCUCUUAA